Messenger RNA from Macadamia integrifolia, 1074 nucleotides. Its product is annotated as glutamate receptor 2.2-like. The transcript has 2 exons. The record is from RefSeq and is a predicted model, not a curated record. Lineage: Eukaryota; Viridiplantae; Streptophyta; Magnoliopsida; Proteales; Proteaceae. Bases 1 to 1074 code for a protein of 357 amino acids.
AUGGGGGAGAUUGCUGAGAGCUGCAUUUCUAUGGCUCUCUUUGAUUUUUAUAAUUUUCCUACUCAUGCAAAUUAUACAACAAGACUCGAGCUUCACACCAUGGACUCCCAAAAUGAUGUUGUAAUUUCAGCAUCCUCAGCUAUUGAUGACUCAACUCAAGUUAAAGCCAUUGCUGCCAUUAUCCAAGCAUUUGAAUGGAAGGAAGUGGUUCUGAUAUACGAAGAUACUCAAUAUGGAAAAGGGGUUAUACCCUAUUUCAUUGAUGCCUUCCAGGAUAUUGAUGUUCGUGUGCUAUAUAGGAGUACUAUUCCUCUGGAUGCAAAUGAUGAUCAAAUAUUAAAAGAGCUUCAUAAAUUGACAACCGUGCAAACUAGGGUGUUCAUUGUCCAUAUGUCUUCUUCUGUUGGAUCUCGGCUUUUCAUCAAUGCAAACAAUGUAGGAUUGAUGAGCCAAGGUUAUGCUUGGAUUGUCACUGAUGGGUUAUCAAGUUUAUUGGCUUCAAUGGAUUCUAAUGUUAUUGAUUCAAUGCAAGGUGUGUUGGGUGUAAGACCAUACAUACCAAAGUCCAAACAGCUUGAAGAAUUUAAAGUCAGACGGAAAAGAAAGUUUUACUCAUCAAACAUAUCAAAUAGUGAAACAAUAUCUGAUCUGCCUAGUCUUUAUGGGAUAUGGGCAUAUGACACAGUUUGGGCACUAGCUAUGGCGGUAGAGCGAGUUGGAACAUUGGAUCCUCAGUUCUUGAGAAGCAGCUACACCACCAACAGUUUGACUGAUCUUUCAAGGAUCGGAUACUCACCAAUUGGCCCACGACUUCUCCAGACUAUCUUGAGUACUAGAUUUAAAGGCCUAAGUGGUGAUUUCCAGUUGGUUAAAGGACAAUUGAAAUCUUAUGCUUUCCAAAUAUUCAAUGUGAUUGGGGAAGGGGAGAGAGUGAUUGGAUAUUGGACCACAACUGUAGGCAUUUCAAAGAAGUUAGACACUGCAAAUAAGUUAAGAUCAAAUUCGACUAAUAUGAUGAGUAACCUCAAAGCUGUUGUAUGGCCAGGAGACUCCACAACCAAGCCAAAGGGUUGA